This is a messenger RNA of Odobenus rosmarus divergens (Pacific walrus), 1881 nucleotides long. RefSeq names its product FERM and PDZ domain containing 2. The record is from RefSeq and is a predicted model, not a curated record. Lineage: Eukaryota; Metazoa; Chordata; Mammalia; Carnivora; Odobenidae. The transcript is spliced from 13 exons. The annotation marks the transcript as partial. Gene Ontology annotation, cellular component: cytoskeleton.
AUGCUACCCAGAGGCCUGGACUGCGCCCGGGCUGGAGUGGUAAGUGCGGGCCCUGACGUGCUGGGGACAUCGCAGAGACUCUGCCACAUGUGUGUCUUUGCAGGCAUGAGCCCGGUCUCUGUGACCCUGGCCAGUGCCCUGCUGGUCAGGGGCGAAGCUCUGUCGGAGGAGGAAAUCUGGUCCCUCUUGUCCUUAGCUGCUGAGCGGCUCCUGGAAGACGUCCGUGAAGAUUCCUCGGACUAUGUGGUCUGUCCCUGGUCAGCCCUCCUGUCUGCAGCCGGAAGUCUUUCUUUCCAGGACCAUAUUUCUCACAUAGAGGCUGCUCCUUUCAAGGCCCCUGAACUGCUACAGGGACAGAGUGAUGAUGAGCAGCCUGAUGCAUCUCAGAUGCACGUGUAUUCUUUGGGCAUGACCCUCUACUGGUCAGCAGGCUUUCGUGUCCCACAAAAUCAGCCCCUGCGGCUCCGUGAGCCCUUGCACUCCAUUCUGCUGACCAUGUGCGAAGACCAGCCUCGCAGGCGGCUGCCCCUGCUGUCGGUUCUGGAAGCGUGUCGGGUUCAUCAGGAAGAAGUGGCUGUAUACCCAGCCUCUGCCAGUCUCCACGUCCGACAGCUGGCCGGCUUGGUUCUGGGCACCAUCUCCGAGGUGGAGAGGAGAGUUGUGGAAGGAAGCUCCUCUAUGCCGCAGGACAGAAGCUGCCUGCUCAGGAAUAGGCUGCAUCAGGCCAGCUGUGAGAACCCAGCAAUGUGGGCCCUGGAGCGUCUGCACCCCUGCAGAGUUUCAGAGAGAAGCACAGAGACCCAGAGCUCCCUGGAGCCCGGUCUGAGCACCUCAGUACACAGUUCCCACAGCCUCUCAGUUAGCAGUGCUCUUCCAAUGGAAGCUCCCCAAGAGCUUCAGGACGGACAGCGGCUCAGCUCCAGUACUCCUCCCUCUGUGGCAGCUGAAACCUUGCUGCCGGCAGCUCCUUCUCAAAGGGCUUUUCUGCGCAGAAGAGGAAAGGUCUCUAGGCCGGAGUUUGUCUUGCUGGCUGGAGAGGCCCCGGUGACUUUGUAUCUGCCUGGCUCAAUUGUGACCAAAAAAGGGAAAUCCUAUUUGGCUCUCAGGGACCUCUGUGUGGUGCUGUUGAGUGGGCAGCGUCUGGAGGUGAAAUGUGACAUUAUGUCAACAGUGGGGGCCGUCUUCAGUGCUGUCACGUCCUUUGUCAACCUUGGGGAGCUCACCUACUUUGGCUUGGCUCACAUGAAAGGGAAAGAGUUCUUUUUCUUGGACCACGAAACCAGGUUGUGCAAAAUAGCCCCUGAAGGCUGGAGUGAGCAGCCCCAGAAGAAGACCUCCUCGAAUACCUUCACACUCUUUCUGAGGAUAAAGUUCUUUGUCAACUGCUGUGCGCAACUCCAGCACAGCCAGACAAGGCAUCAAUUCUAUCUGCAGCUUCGGAAAGACAUCCUGGAGGAGAAGCUCUGCUGCAAUGAUGAGACACUGCAGCAACUGGCAGUCCUUGCCUUGCAGGCUGAGUUUGGCAAUUACCCUGAGGAGCAGACAGAGAGUAAAGCCUAUUUUCGGGCUGAAGACUAUGUCCCAGCAAGACUGAUUGAGAGGAAGACUGCUCUCCGGGUCCACGCUGAAGUCUCAGAGAUGCACCGUCUCAGUCCUGUGCUCUGGAGAGAGGAUGCCGAGCUGGAGUUCUUGAGGGUCACCCGGCAGCUCCCGGAAUAUGGUGUGCUGGUCCAUCAAGUUCUCCCAGAGAAGACCAGGGGGGAAGGAGAGAUGGCCUUGGGGAUCUGUGCCAAGGGCGUCAUAGUAUAUGAAGUGAAAAACAACAGCAGAAUUGCAACUUUGCGGUUUCAGUGGAGAGAAAUCAGGAAGAUUUCAACUUGU